Molecule: messenger RNA, 1575 nt
Organism: Microplitis mediator
Lineage: Eukaryota; Metazoa; Arthropoda; Insecta; Hymenoptera; Braconidae
Exons: 3
Coding region: 1-798 (265 amino acids)
Source: RefSeq, a predicted model, not a curated record
AUGUUGAUUGUUUUUUUUUCUCAGCAUACUAUCGAUAAAGCAGGUUAUGAUCCUGUAGAGGCGAACCUGGAUAAUCCCGUGUUCCGGACUCUGAACUGCGAAUCCAAAGCUAAGAGGAGGGAGUUUCGAUUACAAGAGCGCAAGAGGUUUGCAGCAAUUGAAACAGAACAAGGAAAACGUCAAGUGAAGCUACAUCUAUGCGGUAUUGGUAGUAAUCCGAUAGUGUAUGGACUACCGCACAAAGAUCUAUUGCGGAAUGCCCUAGUGGCAUUGCCGUUUCUUCAAUGUAGUAUGGGCCUCAAGCCCAUACUUAUCUGGUCAAUUCUGCUAUACAGACAUCCAGCAAGACCAGAUUAUCCACAGAAGUUGCAAGAACUUAAACCGAUUCGCUGCCAAAGUGUCGUCGCUAAUUUUGAUACUUUUAGAGAUGAAUAUCAAGAGCAGGAAUAUCCAAUUAAUAAUUAUCCACUUAUUAGAGGAAUAAUGUGUGAAGAACAUGAUCGCGGAAAAAGAUUUACUAAUGGACAUGCCCCGCUGGCCAAUGAGAAAAUGAAAUUCGGCAAAAGAUACUGGAACUGGAGAAACAAGCUGCUGGAUCUGAUAAGUCAAAGAAUACGAAUCCUUUCCGUAAUGUCAAUAAUGACUCGAGUGUCUAUAAACAAACUAAUCCAUUUGCAGUACCAAUCAACGACAGCUAUGAUUAUGAAGGAGGUGCUGUUAAUAAUUCAACUGAUGUUAUUUACUGACCGAGUACACGUUACCCAAAAAACUUUAAAUAAAAAUGAUAUAAAAAAAUAAAAAAUAAUAAUAAAAAAAUUAAAAAAAUUGAUGACCCUGAAAGUAGCAGACAUCCGACAAAAAUAAAGUUUUGCUAGGGAUAUCGUAGGGAAAAAUAAAGUUACCAGAAAUCUGAAUGCAGGAUGAUGUAUGGUUUUAAACAAUUAAAAAGUGCAUAGUUUUUAAAUAUUUUUUUUAUAAAUUAUCGAUUUGUUAUGUUAAAAAAUAAUUUUUGGAAUACUCUCCUGGAGUUGUUAAUUAUCUCAAUACUCCAAAAACUGGUAUUUGUGACUAUUUUUUUAGUAUUUAAUUGUGCCUAUUUUUAUUUUUUUUUCAUUUUCACUUUAGAAACUUUGGCAUGCCAUAGCUACUUGAUAAAUAACUUUUUUGAGAAAACAAAAAAAGGGAAUUGUAGAUUUUCGAAAAAUUUAAAUGUGCCUUUUUUUUUUUGUUUUUCAAUUUUUUUCAAAGAUAUUUAAAAAAUUAAUUUUUCUUUAAUUUUCGGAUGCGGAUAUACAUUUUGAAAAUAUUUUUUUUUUUUUUUUAAAUGAAAGAAGGCACUUUUUUCUUCCGUUAAAAUCUACAUGUGCAUGUUUUUAUUAUAAUUUUUUUUUCAAUAGAACCGUUGAUAUGUUGAGAUUUAUAAGAAAAUUACUCCAAAAUACGAUAAAAACUAUUAAAUCACGAAAGUUUUUUAAAAAUAAAUUAUUAUUACCUUUAUUUUUAUCAAGCAGAACAUGUUUUCUAAUAUUUUAUCAAUUGUUUUUGAUAAUGAAAGCAAUAAAUAAUAUUUUAAUU